UCUAAUUUGCGUUAAACAUCAUAUAAGAACAUUUAUUAAGCAGUGUUGGUGUGGCAGUUUUGCGCGAGCCCUGCUCUUGAUUGAAAUUGAUAGGUUUGCGUUAUUUGAAAAGCCAUUUCAUUCCGGGGCUAAUGGGCUCAAGUAGACAGGAUAAGGCAGACUAUAAUUUGAAAUUUUAAAUAUAUAUAUGAUAUAUUUCUGUCCUACAUGUUCAUUGCAUUUAUGUUGGUCUUAUUACUUCCCUUAACCCGUAUAUACUUUGGGAGCUAUGCUGAGAGGGGAGUACAAGAGUUUGUCCUUCAGGCACUGUGGACAAAAGUGAACUGUAUGUAUCUGUAUGGAACUCGGUGCAGGCGGUUGUGGCUCCUGUCGCCGUAGACAGGACAGACGCAACACGGAUUCACUUUAUCGUCUGCUGUUAGAGAUAAUUUUCUAAACGGAAACCAGCUGUCGGGCUUCAGCGACAAGCAAUUGUUUGGGUGUUCUGGGAUAUUAUCACCUUCAUUAACUACCGCACCCUCCUUGUUCGUAAAUCCGACAGACUCAUUUCGGAGUUCGCUCCACCGUGAAGCCAGCCGCACCACAUGCCUUCAAUGCUUUCGGUUGUUGCGAGCUUUGUUUUGUCUCUUCGAGAAACCGGAGUGAAUGGGAUAACUCAUAUCGAGUUCAGAAGAACGAACGUCUGACAAUCAGCAUUUUUUUGUAAUGGUAUUAGUAUGAGAACAAGAUUAGCACUGUCCGAAGAUGACUUAUUUUCUUCCUAUUUCCCGUGAUUUUUAACCUCUCCGCUGCAGCCAGUCUGCCUUUGGACUUUUCUUUUAUUGUUGAAUAUGCUUCUGGUGAAAGUUUUGGGUUAUCCAACGAAGAGACUGCUCUACGGCUUUCAGUGCACUGUACAAUAGAUGCGUGCGGAAAGUGGAAGCAGUGUAACUCGAGGCGGGGUUAAAGUUCAGCUCUAUGGGGUGGUGAAGCGUUGGUUGCAGUUCGCAGAGUUGGAAAUGUGAAAGCAAGAAGCAGGCUUUAUUUUUUCCCUCUCUCUCCCUUCUGUCUCUCCUUUUUUUCUUUCUUUUCAAAACACGGACACAGCCAUCACGGACACAGCCAUCACGGACACAGCCAUCACGCAUACACGGGCAAACACGGACACACACCCACACAUAAUUCACACAUACACACACACUCACUCACACACCAUCACACACAUAAACACGCAGACCCGUUCGUGUAACCCAAACACACACACAUACAUACACCCUCCACAUCCAAGAUUAGAUACAACAGAUAUGUAUUCUCCGCUAUGCCUAACACAGGAUGAAUUCCAUCCUUUCAUCGAAGCUCUGCUGCCCCACGUGCGAGCGUUUGCCUACACAUGGUUCAACCUGCAGGCCCGCAAGAGAAAGUACUUCAAGAAGCACGAGAAGCGCAUGUCUAAGGAAGAGGAGCGCGCGGUGAAGGACGAGCUGCUCAGCGAGAAGCCCGAGGUCAAGCAGAAGUGGGCAUCACGCCUUCUGGCCAAGCUCCGCAAGGACAUCCGGCCUGAGUUCCGGGAGGAUUUUGUGCUCACCGUCACCGGGAAGAAGCCCCCGUGCUGCGUGCUGUCCAACCCUGACCAGAAGGGUAAGAUGAGGAGGAUCGACUGCCUGCGUCAGGCAGACAAAGUCUGGAGGUUGGACCUGGUCAUGGUCAUUUUAUUCAAAGGUAUUCCCCUCGAAAGUACUGAUGGCGAAAGGCUGGUAAAGUCCCCACAGUGCUCGAACCCAGGGCUGUGUGUGCAGCCUCAUCACAUUGGAGUUUCUGUGAAGGAGCUUGACCUCUACUUGGCCUACUUUGUGCACGCAGAUGGCCAGUCAGACAGUCCCAACCAGCAGAGUGAGUCUGACAUCAAGGACCAGCCUGAGAACGGACAUCUUGGCUUCCAGGACAGCUUCGUCACAUCGGGGGUCUUCAGUGUCGCUGAACUCGUGCGAGUCUCACAGACCCCAAUCGCAGCGGGGACGGGUCCUAACUUCUCGCUGGCGGACUUGGACAGCUCCUCCUACUACAGCAUGAGCCCCGGGGCCAUGAGGAGACCCUUACCAAGCACCUCCUCCAGCAGCUCGGCCAAGAGAAUCAAGUGUAUGGAGGAUGAGGUGGACAGUCCAGGAGAGGAGUCCUACUACCCGGGCCAGGGUCGCUCCCCGGGCAGCGGCAGCCAGGCCAGCAGCUGGCACGAAGUGGAACCAGCUGGAUAUAAACUGCGUGGCUCGCUAGCUAGUUCGUUCAUCUCAAGACAAGCGAGUCCCCACGCCACGCCGUCGAGCCUCCACUUCCCCACGUCGCCCAUCAUCCAGCAGCCCGGCUCCUACUUCUCCCACCCGGCCAUCCGUUACCACCCCCAGGAGAGCCUCAAGGAGUUCGUCCAACUUGUCUGCCCCGACUCUGGCCAGCAGGGAGGACAGGUGGGCUUCCUUAACAAGUAUGCAGAAAUACCAUGGGGGAAAUACUGUACAAGUGGUCGAAGAGAGAGCACUGCAGUGGAGCCCAACGGAAGCAGUCAGGGGAAGGUCCACAACCCAUUCCUGCCCACCCCCAUGCUGCCCCCUCCACCCCCGCCCCCUAUGGCACGGCCCGUACCCCUGCCUGUGCCAGACUCCAAACCACCAUCCACCUCCACCGAGGGAGGGGGCAACUCCCCCACCUCGCCAACCUACUCCACACCGAGCACGUCCCCAGCCCAGCGCUUCGUCAGUGUGGGCCCCCGAGACCCCAGCUUUGUAAAUAUCCCUCAGCAGCCCCAGUGGUACCUGGGAUAAGGACUCCAGACCCCCUCGCCGCCCGCUGGACAGAUCGCUGGACCCCUACUUUCUCCCCUGAGUGCGACCCGACCUGAACCGACCAACACCCCGCAAACGUGCCCACGUCUGACAGAGAGAAGCCCAACACCCUGCCCCCCCCAAAUCUGUCACUGUCUCCUCAUCCCCAGCGCCUAAGAGACUAGAGCAUCAGCAUGGCUACAACAACACCCCCCCCCCAGAAAACAAGAGGAGAGCUACUCACUGCUAGAUACACUAUAUAUCUAUAUAGCCCAUAUAUAUCCCCCAUUCAUGGUUGGUUUAUAUGCCUAUAUUCAUAUAUAGUACCAGUCACCUCAACUGUUUAUUGGAAGAGAGCUAGCAGCCUAUAUAUCCUGGGAAAGUGCACGUCGUCUUGUUCCUUUUCUUUCUUCUCGUCCACCCCACUUUGCCACGGAGGGGGCAUAAUCAUGUGACUAAAUCAAAGAGCUUCCCUAUACCUUUCGUCGUCGUAGCCGAACUUUGAAGAGGGUCCGGCGGGCGAGAAAGGGACAGAGAGCUAUGCGUCCCGUGUACGUGUAUGUGCCGAAACGAGGGGAAGAUCAAAGCUCUUGUUUCCUCUCCAUCUUUGCCCCCUUUCCCCCUCUCUCUGGUUGUUUCCGGACUCUGUUGAGUUUGUUGGGGGUUAUUGCCCCUGGUUGGGUGGCUCGCGGAUGUGGAGGUUUUAGCUGGGUCGGAUACCAACCAGUUAAUACCCCCCCCCCCCCCCACCACCACCACCACCACCGCCCCGCCAUCUAUCCACACCCCACCCUAUCUCACACUCAACCCUGAGGAGGGACUCUCCCCCCACAGCCAUACCAAGAGGCUGAAGGCCUUCACCCGGCCACAUGGCUUUUCCAGGGACAUCUAGCAGUGCAAAUGGAACCCCAUGCAGAGGAGAGCAACCUACCAACCAUCACACCGUGAACUCAUAGGGCAGGGGAACGACGGAGGGGAUGGGGUAUUGAUGUUUAAUAUCGGUCAAUCGGGUGACAUAUUGAAGCUGGUAAAUAGGCUGCAACGAGAAGAGAAGUAUUUCAACGAGAGGCUUGUGAGAAAAUAACUUCUGUCUGGGAGGCUUGUUCAUGUUUCAUUUUUUGUAUAAAGGUAAUUUCAGUUCUUUCCGAUCAACCCACAAACUAACGGUCUGUACGAUGCUAUACAAUGCAAAGGGCAGGUAGAAGGUCUGUAAUUCUACUAACUGACUAGACAGGAGACAUCCGUGACUUACGUGAACAGUGGAAUAUUGAAUUGAGGAAAGUGCAAUUUCGUUGGAUAGCGGUUGGAUAGUUAAAUGUCUUUGUAAGAUAGGUCGUUGAAACAAUUGGUGAAAAGUAUAUAUAUUUUUCUUCCUAGUCCUUUCACACCUCCGGGACUCUAAAAUAUCGGGGUACAAAAAAAAACGUCAAUUAGAACGAUAGCCUUGUGAGAAAAUAAGGGGAGCUGUAUUUUUUGUUUGUUCAUCUUGUAAAUUUGUUUGUAUUGUAGAACAAAAAAUCCCUUUAAGAAAUAUAAUUUUAAAGCAUCUCUUGCAGCUUUUGACUGCGAUUCAUUUUUUAUUUUUUUUAUGCAAAAUGAUUAACUUAUUUUAAGAAAGCACAUGAUUUUAAAUAAAGAAUUAGCGGCUUAAAUUCUCAUGAGGCAAAAUCCGGAACAACUUUGUUGUAAAAAUUAUAUUAUAUGGGCGUCCAAGUUCUGGUUUGAUUGGCUAGACCUUCUCUAAGCCUUGUCCAAUCGGAAGCACUUAUUCCUGCAGUUGGCUUAUGGGCUGGGGGUGGAAGUUCAGUGAGAAAGAGAAAAAGCAGAGGGACCCUCUGUGAGCAUUUGUGUUGCGAACACAUUGAUAUCUACAUGAAGGCAAGAUCGCAACCAGACGGCGAAGCUUUUCAGUUGCUUCGCAUGCAAAUUACCAUUUUAUUAAAGUUUUGUUUUUGUUUUUGUUUCCUAUACUAUACAUACUAUAUAUAUACACUCUUAUGACCGACUCAUCCACUGUCGAUCAAAAACGUAUUAAAACUAUUUAAAAAAUCAACAAAAAAAAUCUGCAUGUUCUAGUGUUAGUGACAAAUUUUUACAUAGAUUAUGUAGAGUUAGUGAAUAAAGACACUAUUGUAAUCCCAACAUCAGGCACUUGCCAAUAGUCUAUAUUUGUUUGGCCCCUCGAGGCUUUUUUUUUUACUGCUGUCCUUCACAAUCAACCAGCUGAACGUCUUUAAGACUCUUAUUCGCUUCUCAUCAUUUCGGAGUCGUUUUUCCUAUUUCGUUCCCUCUUGAACUGAUCAGUUCUCGUUUCUUCUUAAAGUAUAUAUAUUUUGUUUGUAUGUUCUCAAAUUGCACGAAACAAUUGUUCCUCAUCAAUGUGCCUUGAGCGAUGGUCUAGUCCCGAGUUGUUGCACAAUGUUCCAAUGUGGAGAGUUACAUUUUUUCCCCCCCUUUGGAUUUAUUAGUUUCAUCCCCCACCUCCCAUUGUGUAGGAGUGAUCACAGUUGUAAUACUGAUAAGGAACAUGAAAUAUAAUGAAAUUGCUGGUUAUAAUAUGCAGUAUUACAUCUGCUAUUGGAAGACCUCUCAGGCCCGUAUACAACAGUGCUUUUUCUCUCUAUGAUGCAACAUCGAAGUGCUGUGUGAGUACAGGAACUGACAUACUAUCUCUGUCUUGUACUGCUGUUAAACGAGGCCAGAGUCAAUCACCCUGAUAGGGCCCCAUUUUUAGUAGUUCAGUGAGUAGGAAUAGAGCUCUUAGCUUUGUAUCUUGUAGAUAGUUUAGUUAACCCCUGAGCCGCCCCCUACUUGAAACCCAUUUGUUUGAGAAUGUUGAGAAUACUAGUCUAUUGAUAUUUAUGGAUGUUGCAGACAUUUCUAAAUGGAAACGACCUUUUGUUUUGGAGUCUUCCUGUUUUUUUGUUUUCCGUCUUUUUUUCUCCCAGAAGUGAAUAAUGAGAAAGAUAUAUGCAAUACCUGCUUGCACUCAUGUAGACAUACACUAGUCAUUGUAUUUAGUCGUUUUUUUGGGGUGAUCUUUUUAAUUUUAUUUUUUAUAAAGUUAGCCUGCACUUGACUGGCUGCAUGGUUGGGGGUCGGUCCAUUUGGCAGACUCACUCAUGGAGAACAAAGGUUUCGGAAAGCCUAGUCAGCCUCGCUCGGGUACUUGACUUUAUUUGUAUUCGACACGUACAAGAUGACCGCAAAAUAUAGUAGGGUUCUCCUUUUUGUAUAUUCUUGGUCACAAGCAAGCCUUUCAACAAGUCAAACUUCCUCUCCAUCACAAAAUCCACAUUUUCGACAGACUAAGAAAUAUGACGUCCAACAAGAACAAAACUCCCACUUUCUAUACCCUUUACUUCAAACGGACUUCCAAAUUGCAUAUAUAUGAAUUGUUUAUCUGUCUAUUACAUAUAUCAUUUUUAAAUAACGACGGUUUGAGUAUUGGGAAGCCUUUCCCAAGGUGUCCAACGUGAUGGUUUAGUAGUAACACUUGCGUGGGUUGUGUGUUUCAUUUAGUAGGACCGUUUUUGUUUUGUCUUUGUUCUUGCCUACCCUUUAGCGAUGAGUUGGGCAUUACUUUCUUAAUUAUCUGCACUAAAAUAUGAAAUAAAUGACAAUAGUGAGAAUUAUUGAAAAACUGCUUCCAGGGCUUUAAAAGAGCGAAGGGAAGAAAAAAAAACAAUUGCACGGACAUUUUUGUCACAAAACCUUGUUGUGGACAGCCUAGCAUCUAAUCAGCAAGAUUUGGCUGUGUGUAAAAUACGACAAAAUUGCACCCUUUUUAAAGAAAGAAAGAAAAAAAGAAAGACUAAAAGCAAUAGUUUGGGCAGUCUGUUUUUGUUCUUGUGUUGUGUGUGUCGUUUAGUUAUGGGUACAGAAGUGGAGGAAAGAUGUGGUGAUGAUGAGAAAGAGAGAGAGAGAAAAAAGCUAUAGAGCAAGCAAGGGCCGAAAGGCCUGACUGGGAGACGUGUUGUUUGUAUGUUGUAUAGUUUUAUUAAUUACACUGAUUUUAAAGCUGCCCUAUUUUAUAAUGCAGGACUUUUGUAACAUUAAUUAAAUGAGGAAAAAACUAGUGUUGUGAAUUAUCUGAUUGUUUGUAUUAAGGCCACAUUAAUAGAACUGGUUUUGUUUGUUCCAUGGGAACUGGAUUUAAGUUGAAAACUUUCCUGUUUCCUGUUUCCUUAUCUUUUUCUUUUUUUUCUUUCCUUUUUGUAUGUAUUUAAGGACUUGUUCUUCUUUUGAUGGUAUAGCGUAUUCCUAUACUUAAAAAGUAUAGGGUAUUGAGGUGAAAAGCCCAUUGUAAAUGGAUGUUACAGUAUGCUAUAUGUUGAAGGUUAUUUGUUGCAUCAGUGUUGAUGAAGCUAAAUCUAGGUAAUUCUGAGGAAAUUGGUAAGAAGAGUGUUUUUGUUUUUUUAAUGCAUUUAAAAAUUAGUUUAGGCAGAAGACAAUGACAUAGACAGCCAAAGGAUGCCCCUAUUAUAAAUGCAUCUCGGCAUCUUUUUUUUUUGUGUUCACCAUUCCAUGCAGGAAAAUAAACAGCUUGAUAUGCAA
Molecule: messenger RNA, 7349 nt
Organism: Oncorhynchus masou masou (cherry salmon)
Lineage: Eukaryota; Metazoa; Chordata; Actinopteri; Salmoniformes; Salmonidae
Gene: nfia
Product: nuclear factor I/A
Exons: 12
Coding region: 1284-2792 (502 amino acids)
Biological process (GO): regulation of transcription by RNA polymerase II
Cellular component (GO): nucleus
Molecular function (GO): DNA-binding transcription factor activity, RNA polymerase II-specific; RNA polymerase II cis-regulatory region sequence-specific DNA binding
Source: RefSeq, a predicted model, not a curated record